Messenger RNA from Daucus carota subsp. sativus, 660 nucleotides. RefSeq lists its product as uncharacterized. The record is from RefSeq and is a predicted model, not a curated record. NCBI's taxonomy places the organism in Eukaryota, Viridiplantae, Streptophyta, Magnoliopsida, Apiales, Apiaceae. Bases 1 to 660 code for a protein of 219 amino acids. Gene Ontology annotation, molecular function: protein binding. The transcript has a single exon.
AUGGAUUUCUCUGAGAGAGAGCGAAGAAUCAAAUUCAUCGCCGAUAUUCUAAUCCAAGCCGUUACUGCCAUUAUCGUGCUAGGUAUCUUUGUAUUGCUCUACAAGCUCCCUCAAUAUUACAUCUCUAAGCUCCGUUCGCGAAACAAAUCGAACGUCGAAGCUCGCCGUCACUUCGUCGCCGGCGCUCAACUCCUCGCCAAAUCUCGAUCCAGUAAGGAUCUCUCCGCCGCGAAGCUCGCCGUCGAUGAGGCCGACAAGUCGAUUGCUUUGGAUCCGUACGACGCCGCUUCGCAUAUUCUAAAGUCGAUGGCGCUUGAUUUGCUAGGGUUUAAGACGGCGGCGAUUGAGGCGAUUGAUGUUGCGUUGUCGCCGCUGGCGGUGAAGUCGCUAGAGACUGAGGAGAGGGCAGACGCGUUGUUAAAGCGAGCUGAGUUGAGGAUCGGAGUGAGUGGAAAGGAGCGACUUGACGACUCGGUUAUGCAGGAUUUGGUGGAGUCGGUGAAGUUGAAGAAGGAGAAUUGGAAGGCGUUUGUGUUGUUAGGAGAGUGUUAUGAGAAGAAGGAGAUGAAGGACGAGGCGGUGGAAGCUUACGAGAGUGCGAUUCGAGUGGAGCCGGAGUGUAAGGUUGCUGUUAAGGCCCUGGAUCGCUUGCGAGAUUGA